UAUCUGGACGAUACCUCGGUGGAUAAGUUGAAAGCCCAUUUCCCUGAAGCCCGUGACGGGCAGUUGAGGAAGGUCGUUCUUCAGUACGGCCCUUCGGCGUCCGAGCGGGAAAUGUACAGGCACCUGUUCAGCGGCAAGGCCGAAGUCACGGUGACGGGGGACGCCUCAAGCUUUGCGCGGCGCGCUCUGGUUGCCUCCGUAUCUCACGCUGGAAAGAUUGUCGAACCGGCGUCUCUAUCGGCGACGAUCGAUAUCUCGCCUCCUGCCAUCACAGACCCUGAAGCAUCAGCGGUGGCGGAAAACGAUGGUCCGGGACCCCUGGCCAGCGCCGUACUGAUUGAACAGGCCAAGAAGGCCGGGGCGACAAAGGAGGAAAUGUGGGAGGGCACACUUCCACCCAUGUUGGCCCACGACCGUCGAUUCCCAAGUGAACCAGGAGCGUACGUAAGGCUUAAGGAACCCAUAACUGUCUACGGCACUAUUUGCCGCGCCGAUUGGGUCGACGGCGCGUCCAAUGUUUGCCGAGAUACCUUGGAGGGAGGGCAGAAAAGAGAGGAAGAUUGGGAACCUUCGGACUGUUCCAUCUGCGCGUUUUUCUCCGUCAGCCCGUGCAAGGGAAUUUUCGAAAGGUUUGUAGCAACGAGCAAACGUCGGGACGAGUACCUCAAAACGUACGAAACAGAGCAAGAAGCAGAUGACGAGGGAGACGGAAUUUCCGAGGGAGAGGCAGGCACUAUACGAGAAACCCGCGGAAGUACCAGCGAGACGGCGGACGCAAGUGCAACCUCGGUGGAACGAACAAGUACACAAGACGGUACGCGUGCCGGCACUGGGUCGGCGGAGGGGAAGGCAGGAAAGAAACAAAAUCCGGCCGCUGGAAAGGAGGGAAACGUUGCGGCGGUGGGAAACGCUGCUGAAGCAGGCCGGAAGCGGCAGGCGGACCGAGACCUCAUAGAAGAGCAGCUGGAGAAGGAAGCUUUGGUCAUCUUCCAAGAAAUGAAGAAGUGCAUGAUCUACCAUGACCUGUACUGAUUGGAGCCAUCAAGUGCUAAACAGGCUUGGACCUGCGAUGUCCUCACUAAAGGCAUAUUCGGUGCUCCUAGUCUUGGACAGCAUGUUAUAGAUCGCGGAAACAACUGUUGUUUGGAAGUAGAUAUAUGUUGGGUUGGCAAGGACUGCUGUAAAGAUACGAUUUGAUGUUUGUGUCACGGUAUCGAGUGUGCAGAGUGACGCUUGCCGCGAAGAUGGACCACCACGGUUGUCAUCUGAACUCGCUCGUUGGUUGGGUCAUGUUCGGUCGCUGCCCGAAGAGCGGGCUGUAGAUAUCAUUAGCCUCGGAUUUCCAGGAACGUAAAUCUCAGAUCUGAUGGAUCUAAUCUCAACUCAACGUACGAAGUCGGCGUGCCGAGGGUGUCAACUUUGGGUGAUGUCAUCAUAAGCUGCCGCUUCUCAAGCAGACCCAGAGCAAGCCAGGACAUGUUCCGAGUAGACGCGUCGCGGUAGAACCGGCCCUGCACGUUAUUUUCUUCCUAAGCAUACAUCGUAGGCUACUGGGUGCGGCUGUAGACGCCAAAGAAAGCGUCUCAUCGCGUCCAGCACAAUUUAUCUAUCCCGCGCAACUGAAAUGUGAGCGAGUCUUCCCGCUCAUGUAGCUCACGCCGUUGAACCGCGGCCAUCACCCCUAAUACCCAUUACGUGGAUCCACUUGCGGCCACGCGUGAGAUGCUCUAGCGUCAAGUUGUUUCGCAAGGCUGUGGUGUUGCCCCCGGACAUUUCUCAAGGAUACCCCUCCCCCGCCCGUCGUCGCUAGUCUAAACCCCCCAUGGCAGCAGCCUUCCUCUGGUCUCCGUUUCCCCCCGUGAAUCGGCCCCAACGGAGCCGGCGGUAUUACUAUUUCUACCGUUGGCAUUUUGCCCGUGCGCACUGCUGGCGCCAAAACGGGCAGCCACGUUGCCGAGCGACCGUCGGCACGCCCCGAUGGAAUCGCAACAGCUUUGCCACGAAUCUCUUAUACUUGGCCCAGGUUGUUCUUGCUCAUCGGCUGUGGUUGGCAGCGCCGGAGGUGGGUAGGGGACGAAGUUAUGCCUCAGCCCGAUGCUAUCUCGUACCCACCAGUAGCUCUCCAUCUCGAUAUAGAAGGCUGGAGACGGCAUGAGAGGCUUCGUUAGCCCAUAAACGUGCAUCACGCCGACCAGGAUGCCGGAAAGGUGGCCCACGAAGGAGAUGUCCCGCAUGAAGACCGACAACAGCACCAGGAGAACCCAAGGGUACAUCCGCGUGGGCACUCGCAUCAUGCCAAACACCGAGCGCGUGGGCUGCGUCGACCGGUAGCUCUCCAUGAGAGCCAGCGUAAAUAUCACCCCGCUGAAGCCAACGGAGGGCUGGUUGACAUACGUUGGGUCGUGCGUAACCCAC
This is a messenger RNA of Ectocarpus siliculosus, 2415 nucleotides long. The record is from the annotation of a GenBank genome assembly. NCBI's taxonomy places the organism in Eukaryota, Phaeophyceae, Ectocarpales, Ectocarpaceae.